Molecule: messenger RNA, 2566 nt
Organism: Mesocricetus auratus (golden hamster)
Lineage: Eukaryota; Metazoa; Chordata; Mammalia; Rodentia; Cricetidae
Product: homeobox protein Mohawk
Biological process (GO): cell development; regulation of transcription by RNA polymerase II; muscle organ development
Cellular component (GO): nucleus
Molecular function (GO): DNA-binding transcription factor activity, RNA polymerase II-specific; RNA polymerase II cis-regulatory region sequence-specific DNA binding
Source: RefSeq, a predicted model, not a curated record
GUGUCAAAUUGGUUUGCUAAUGCUAGACGUCGGCUGAAGAACACUGUUCGUCAGCCAGAUUUAAGCUGGGCCUUAAGAAUAAAGUUAUACAACAAGUACGUGCAGGGCAAUGCCGAGCGGCUCAGCGUGAGCAGCGACGACUCCUGCUCUGAAGAUGGAGAGAAUCCCCCAAGAAAUCACAUGACUGAAGCAGGCUACAGCACCCCUGCCCAUCACACUGUGAUUAAAGGGGAGAGCUCGGUGAUAAAAGCUGGAGUGAGAUCAGAGUCAAGGGCAGCCGAGGACUAUGUGUCACCUCCCAAGUACAAGAGCAGCUUGUUGAACCGUUACCUUAACGACUCUUUGAGGCAUGUCAUGGCCACAAGCACUGCCAUGAUGGGGAAAACAAGGCAAAGGAACCAUUCAGGAUCUUUUAGCUCCAAUGAAUUUGAGGAAGAGCUGGUGUCUCCAUCAUCAUCAGAAACUGAAGGCAACUUUGUCUACCGCACAGACACUCUGGACAUUGGAUCGAAUAAAGGUGACAGUGCAGCUAACAGAAGGGGCCCAAGCAAGGAUGACACGUACUGGAAAGAGAUCAAUGCAGCCAUGGCCUUAACAAACCUCGCCCAGGGGAAGGACGAAGUGCAGGGGACAACCAGUUGCAUCAUCCAGAAGUCUUCCCACAUAGCAGAAGUGAAGACAGUCAAGCUGCCUCUGCCACAACGCUUCUAGCUUCUAGCGUGGCCAGGGGUCGCUGAGCAUGUCAGUGUUUUGCUUUGUUUUUUACCUAAAUCCUCAUCCUAAGAGCCAAAGCAGGGGUGAAGAGGACUCCCAUCCAAACCUCCUAAGUUCAGCUAUCCUAAAUAUAUCAGUUGCUUCUAUAAAAAGACACAUAAAUUAUAAAAAUCAUUUUAAUCAGAAAUAUUAACUUAUUUUAUGUUACAGAAACUAUGCAUAAAGCAUUUGCAUUACCAUUACAGUAAGUGCCUUGCUUCCCUGAGAUAAGCUCCAACGUGGGCACAGUGGAGAGCUGUGCCUCAAACAGCCGAUGCCGACACUUGCUAGACCGCAUCAUUCCAAACUGGUGCAGGACCGAAGCCAGAAUCGCUGAAAGCCCUUGAAAUAAAUUCAGUCAUUCACACGUUAAAACUUGGAAAUCUGUUCAGCCCAGAUGAAGUGCUUUUGCGCCCCACCCCCUUCCCAGUAAUGCCUAUGGGACUGGAAAUUGUUCUUUGUACUUUCCAGGGUAACAGUGAGAAUUUUAUGUGUGGGUUUUGUUUGUGUAUCUGAUAUGUUAGCAGCUGCCAAAAUAGAAGGUGCAGCCUGUAUGUGAUGUUAACGGCUCACGUGAUGUAUAUGUUUAAGAAAGGACACUUCCAAACCAGUAUUUACAGCACACUGUAAUCACAAAUUAUUUUCCCGAGCACUGUGGAAAACAUCCCAAUGCCCUUUACAACUAAUUUGGAUUUUUCUUUUUCUGAAGUUUUGCAAAGAGCCUUAUUAUAUAAAUCACUGAUUUUUUUCCUGUGUAAACUAAACCUAUAGUUUAGUUUUAAGACCUAAUCUUGUUUGCAUUGGAGUUCAGUGUUCCUUUGUGAAGGAAGCUGGCUUCCAUACAGAGUAACUAAAAGCUUUUAUUUGGUUCAUUUCAAGUCACAAUUCUGAUGGGCAAUUUGUAUUGCAAUGAGAACAAGAAAAUGAAGGGAAAAUAUCUGUAUGUGGAUAUACAUAUACGUGCAGAAAAUUGAUUUUUUAAAUUUAAAACAUAUGGGAAACAAAACAUGAACAGUCUCUGGUUUGUGCCAAGUAGAACAUUCAAGUAAAAAUUAAGUGAACUCUUACAUUGAAAGAAAGAACAUUUUGUUUCUAAAUGACACUGCCACUGAGUGAGAAUAAUCACUAUCAAGGAAGAAGUGUCUCUUUCAUCUAACAAUAACAUCCUACCCAGCUUGGAAAGACUUGAAACCUAAAGAAAUUGGAGACGCCGAGUAAGACAAAGCAAAUGUUUAAUGGCAAAGUGAAACGACUGGGCUAUUUUGGGAUGGGAUUUUUUUUUCUGGGUAUGUAAUCUAUUUUGUAAUUUUUUUUAGACUGGAAAGCAUUUUUGCAAGUGUGAAUGCCAUCCAAUAGUGCAGCAUGUGCUGACAUUUUUCUUUAUUUUACAAAAUGCUUUUAAAAGCCAAAGGUUGCUCUGGUUGCUGAGUGGACAUGGCUGUCUUGACGGCCAUCGUAGGACACUUUUUCAUGUAUCAUAGCAUUGUGGGGUGGGGGUUAUCUAGUGUAAUGAAGAUAAUUUGAUAUGGAAAUAUUUUGUAUGUAUAUUUUUACUUUGUUUUCUUAAGUGCGGUCUUCAGUGACAGGAAGCCCAGGGUGAGACUUGCACAUGAUGACUGUGUGAAUAGAUGGGGUAUUGGGUUCUUCUGUUACACCCUCGAUACUUUGAAAUCCAGGGUGCGAAGUGGAGAUCACCACAGCUCUGCCCAGAUGUGAGCGUAGCAGCAAAAACAAGGACGAAUACUUCACUCUUUUUCAUACUAUUAUAAGUUAUUCUGGUAUUAAAUAUUUUAAUAAAAGUGUUUUUGUUUUA